Phycodurus eques (leafy seadragon) is the source of this 2312-nucleotide messenger RNA. Its product is annotated as oocyte zinc finger protein XlCOF20-like. The transcript is spliced from 2 exons. Gene Ontology annotation, biological process: regulation of transcription by RNA polymerase II. Gene Ontology annotation, cellular component: nucleus. The coding region runs from base 698 to 1807 and encodes 369 amino acids. Lineage: Eukaryota; Metazoa; Chordata; Actinopteri; Syngnathiformes; Syngnathidae. Gene Ontology annotation, molecular function: DNA-binding transcription factor activity, RNA polymerase II-specific; RNA polymerase II cis-regulatory region sequence-specific DNA binding. The record is from RefSeq and is a predicted model, not a curated record.
AAAGAAGACUAAACUGUAAAAACAAAGCAAAAACAGAAAAAAAGGCAACGUGCGUUUUCUGGAGUGACAAAAUCAAUUUGUGUCAUCCGCAGGACAAAUGUAUGAUGUUUGCAAUCACCUUUCAAAAGGUGAUUGCUUUUUUUUAAUUUGAUUUUUUUAAUAGCUUAAAAAAAAAGUUGCUAGGCUAGCAUGAAAGUAGCUAAAUGUAGCGCCAUAGAUACAAACACUUCCACCAGCUCACCGACGUGGCGGCCACGGCGGGGAAGUCGACGUUCCCAUCAAACGCAAAGCAUUGAUGUUGAAAUUAAGUCGCAACUUGCUCAUUUCUCAAACAAUUUUCAUGAGGUUUACCAUUUUGCGUGUGCUAUGAACACAUACGACUAUUAAAUACCUGCGAAAGGUUACUUCCGGUUCCCUUGUCGUAAUUGUACACACCGACGACUUGGACCGUCGCCAUGGGCACGCAGUUCAAAAGUGGCGAGGCGUGGCGAGGCGCGGCGGGGCGUGGCGACCCAUCCCCGUCUAUGGUAGCGACAGGACUUUUCCCGUCCGUUGCUCUCGACGGCGCCUCUUUAUUGGCUACCGGAAGUAGAGUUUCGUUGACGCGGAAGUGUCCGGAACCUCAUCCAUAGCUGGCGGGCACGCAUGCGCGUCUUCGUGUUGGACGCUCCGGACCGAAGCCUCGUUUUCCUCCGCCAUGUGCGCCGCGUUGCAGCUGCUGCGCGCGUCUAUUCGCGAGCGGAUGAGCGCCGCGGUGGAAGAUUUCCUGGUGCGGGUGCAACGCCAACAAGAGCAAAAGGAGGAAGCGGCCUCGGCGGCCCGACUUGCGUUGCUGCGAGCUCUGCUCAGCGAGCGUCUGGCGGCGGCCGCGGACGAGAUCGCGAUGCUGGUGGAAGGCGUCGUGGGCGACCCCUUGGCCAGGGUGGGCCACCGGAAGCCCCAACAACAACAACAAGGAGAAGCAGAAGAAGACGACGACGACGAGGCGGAGGCAGGAGACGUCAAGCAGGUGGCGCUGGCUCAAGAAGAGCACGAUGAGCCUGCACACAUCAAAGAGGAGGAAGCGGAGAAACAAGACCCCACCGCUUUUUCCGUCAACAGAGAAGCCGACCGCGACGAGGACGACACGGAAAAAGAAGAGCAAGCGGAGUCUCCGCCGCGUCUCCAGGAAAGGUCGCGGGCGGCGGCCGGCGAUCAAUCGGCCUGCUCCGAGUGCGGCAAAAUCUUCCUGAACGCCUUCCGUCUGAAGCGGCACCGGAAGACGCACUCUGCGGAGAAACCCUACGUGUGCUCCGUGUGCGGCAAGCGCUCGCGGCAGAAGGGCGACCUCGUCAAGCACAUGCGCACGCACACGGGCGAGAAACCGUUCGUGUGCGCGGUGUGCGGCAGCGGCUUCAUCCACAGCCAAGCCCUGGCGCAGCACGCCCGCACGCACACGCACGAGCGACCCUUCGCCUGCUCCGUGUGCGGCGAGACCUUCGCCCGCAGCGACUACCUAAAGACGCACACGCGGCGGCACACGGGCGAGAAGCCCUUCGCCUGCGCCUUCUGCGGCCGCCGCUUCCGCCAACGCGUCAACAUGACGUCGCACGUGCGCGUGCACACGGGACUCAAGCCCUACUCGUGCUCCGUGUGCGACAAAACCUUCUCGGUCAAGGGCAACGUGCGCAUACACAUGCGCACGCACACCGGAGAGAAACCCUUCAACUGCGCCGUAUGUCGCAAGGGCUUCACGCAGAAGGUCAAUCUGCUGAGCCACAAGUGUGGCGGCGGGGGGGCGGCGUUGCCGGCAGCGGCGUCUCCAUAGCAUUGAGCUGCAUGAAUAAAUGCAUCUUGAGGAACAAAGUGCAAAAUGAUGGUAGCAAAUGUUAUAAGGACUCUCAACAAUGUGGAUGCUCGGUUAGGGUUGGAUUAAAGAACACAGCAGGGCCCCCCUACGCGGCCUCCAGACAGGCCAUACUUUUGCCACGCCUGCCUGCCUUUCUUCUUCAAGUGAAUGUACGUGACGCGUCUUAUUCUUCUUAGUAGUUGGCAGCCAACAAGCUGCGAGAAGCUUCUUCUGUAAUAGGUGCCCUUUUUUUUCUUCUGCUGUGAAAUUUCCCCCCCUUUCUUGUUCUUGUGUCUGUCAAAGAUGAAUAAAAGCUUUGAAUGGAAAAAUUAUCCGACUUACUGGCAGAGAAUUUGAUGGGUGAAGACUGCCUUGUCAGGAGGUCACAAGUCGGAUUGUGACGUUCCCCAAGGCUCAAUUUGAGGUCCAAUACUUUUAAACUUGGACAUGGUGCAGGAGACAGGGAUUCAGUUUUCACAGCUAU